This is a messenger RNA of Adineta ricciae, 3906 nucleotides long. The record is from the annotation of a GenBank genome assembly. NCBI's taxonomy places the organism in Eukaryota, Metazoa, Rotifera, Eurotatoria, Adinetida, Adinetidae.
AUGAACUCAAGUUCUGCGAAUAGUAGCAAUUUGGGUUUGAAUACAAUUCUUUCAGCUGUUGUUCAAAAUCCUUCAACACGAUCAGGACCAACUAUAGUUUCGAAUAUAUCCAACGCUUCGUCGCCUGUAAAUCUUUUUACAAAUUUUUCGGGUGGGAACUUUCAAGCGAACAAUACAUCCACAUCCAGCCAAGGGCAGUUGACUUCAUCACGCCUUAAAGUGGAGGAUGCACUUAGUUAUCUCGAUAAGGUGAAAAACCAAUUUGCGGGUGAACCGCAAGUAUACAAUCAAUUUCUGGAUAUUAUGAAAGAGUUCAAGUCACAAAGCAUUGAUACUCAAGAAGUAAUCAAUCGAGUUUCGACACUUUUUCAUGGCCAUCCAGAUUUGAUUGUCGGUUUUAACACCUUUCUACCACCAGGUUACAAGAUCGAAGUGACUGAUGAUCAUCAGGGUUACAUUCAAGUCACUCAUCCAUCAUCCCGAAUCGAAUCGAUUGCAAUUGGAAGUGUCAAUCCAACAUAUAAUCUGGCAAUAACGACGCCAACAUCGACAACUUAUCAUUCAUCAGCAUCAAUACGGCAGACAACGAACUUAUUGAAUCAAGAGAGUGAGGAAACAUCGAGCAACAGCGAUCUUCAGCAUCAAUCGAUGAAUCCAACAUCACAAGUUGUUAAUGCAUUAAUCUCAGCAGCUAGUUCACCACAAUUACCGUAUUUUGGCACGACAGGUGGAUUGAAUUUGACAGGUAAAUCAGGUAAACAACAAACAUCCAUUGCGACUAAUGAUAACAAUAAUAAUAAUGCAACAAAUUCAAAUGGACAACCUGUGGAAUUCAAUCAUGCAAUUAAUUAUGUUAAUAAAAUCAAAAAUCGUUUUCAUCAAAAUCCAAAUGUAUAUAAAACAUUUCUUGAAAUUCUUCACACGUAUCAAAAACAACAAAAAGAUGUGAAAGAAUUAGCAACAAAUACUAACAAUAAUCAGCCGAUCCUCCUCUCCGAAACUGAAGUCUAUGCUAAAGUUGCACAACUAUUUACUAAUCACGAAGAUCUUCUUGCAGAAUUCAGUCAAUUUCUACCUGAUGCUAGUCAACAUUCAACGGAUCGUAUAAAUUCCAUAUCUGAUAUCCUAUCGUCAUCGGACAGCUCAACUUCAUUAAUCACUCCAACGCCACGUAUGAUCAUCAAUAAUACUGCACCACCACCACCAUCAUCAGCAGCAGCAGCAGCACCAUUUUCAACACUCAAUAAUACUAUAAACUCCAGUACUACGUUGACUCCAUCUUUUACUGUACUAUCAUCAACAGUGACGAAAGAAGAACCGACUCGUCCGUUGUCGCCAAAACGAUCGUCAAUGAUGAGUUCGGUUAAUGCUAACAAGAGAUCAAUUCCGCCGUCAAAAUCUACUGGCCCAACGAGGAAAAAACGCUCGAAUGCACCAGACAACACUCCAACAACAUUGUCAAACACAAAUGAUCUUACGAUUCAUGAUUCGACCGGACAGAACAAAAACUUACCUUCUCUGGAUGAAAUCACGUUUUUUGAUAAAGUACAAAAAACACUUCGUAGUCCAUUGGUAUUCGAUAAUUUCCUGCGAUGUAUUCUUCUUUAUACGAAAAAGAUCAUUACUCGUAUUGAAUUAUUCGAACUCAUUCAAUCUUACCUAAGUCAUGUGCCAGAAUUAUUAAAAACUUUUCAAGAAUUGAUCAGUUUACGAGAACCAGGUGAAGCAAUUAUUCCAAGAAGUAUCUAUGACCAGAAUGAUGCUGACAGUAUGAUUAGUAUUGAUUAUGGCUCUUGUUCACAAUAUGGCACAAGUUAUCGUUCUGUUCCACGUGCUUACGUGCCACCAGCAUGUGCAGGUCGUACUCCCUUAUGUAAAGAAGUACUCAAUGAUCAUUGCGUUUUGUUUCCAACAUUUACUGAUGAAUCGUCGUCAGUAGCUGCGAAGAAGAGUGUUUAUGAAGAACACAUGUAUAAAAUCGAAGACGAACGUUUUGAAUUAGACAUUGUCAUGGAAGUCAACUUAAGUGCAAUAAGAGCGUUGGAAAGUGUUCAAUCACAUAUGAAUAGUUUGACGCCGGAACAACUGAAUAAUUUUCAAUUGGAUGAUCAACUGGGUGGACAAUCGGCUUUUACACAACGACAAGCGGUUCAACGAAUCUACGGCGAACGUGCAAAUGAAAUUAUUGAUGGUUUAAAACGAAAUCCGCGUGUUGCUGUGCCGAUUGUUUUAAAACGAUUGAAAUCUAAAGAUGAAGAAUGGCGUGAAUCGAAGAAGAAUUUCGAAAGAUUCUGGAAAGAACAAAGCGAAAAGUAUUAUUUGAAGUCCUUAGAUUACAUGAGCAAUAUUUGCAAGAAUUCUGACGGUCGGAUCAUUCGAAAUCGUCAUUUAUUAAAUGAAAUCGAGAAUAUCAAAGAAGAACGUGAUCAACAGUUGAAUUCGAAUAACAAUCAACCUCAUUUGAUCUUUCAUUACGAAGAUCUUUCUGUACUUGAUGAUGCUGCAUCUUUGAUUAUUUUUCUGGUCAAACGUCAAACAACAUUUGCCAAGGAAGAUAAACAAAAUAUCAAAAAGAUCAUGCAUCAGUUCCUGCCUGAUUUUCUCUUCGCACCGCGUGGAGAACUAAGCGACGAUGAAGAAGAUGAUGACGAUGAAAAUGAGAAUAAUUCAAAACGUGACAAAAAAGCUCGACCAACUCGUUACACUGAUACGAACCGAAGACGGAACAACGAACCAUCCGCAGUCAAACCUCGUCAAGUCGCACAAGAAUAUCAGAAACCGGAUGAUAUGUUCCACUUGUUCUUUAUCAAUGAUAAUUAUUAUUAUUUCUUUCGACUUCAUCAAUUGUUAUGCGAAAGAUUAUUGAAAAUGUUUCAACAAUCACUACGUUUAAUUGAACAAGAAAAUGGUUCGCACCGUAAUCGACAGCCAUCUGCUGCUACGGCACUUCGUCUAUCAAAUCGUCCAAAUAUUCCAGUUGAUGAGUAUUACUCCGUAUUUCUCGAUAUGGUUCGAAAUUUACUCGACGGAAACAUGGACAGUUUAACCUACGAAGAUUCUUUACGUGAAAUGUUUGGCAUUCACGCGUACAUUGCCUUCACAAUGGAUAAAAUUAUCCAUAAUUGUGUUCGACAAUUACAAGCAAUUGUUACUGAUGAAUCAUCUGAUUCGAUUAUGCGUCUGUAUUCACGUCAUAAUAGUACUGUUGGUUUAGUAGAUAAUCUCUAUUCAACAGCGCAACAAAAUGCCGAAGCAGCAUAUCAACGUGAAAUGGAAUCUUAUGCCGAUGGAAACCGACUAUUCCGUGUUUGUUCCUUUAAAAAUGAGCGUCGAGUAACAACAUCGUUGAUUGUUAUUGACGCAUCUGAAGACGAAGAUGAAGAGCGAACUAUCGAAAAUGGUACACAUUACACAGAAGCAUAUCUACAUGGUAAUGAAGGAGAUAUUGAUGAAGUUGUUGCUGCACGUUUGCGAGCAAGAUUGAGGAAAAAACCGCGAUUUUUACACCGAAAUCUUCGUGUGUCAACUGAUCAAUCGACACCAGAAAUCAUUACAAUCAAUAAUGAUUAUUGUCGUAUCGAUAGUAAAACGUUGAAACGUAAACCAUUCCAUCGUGCUGGUUUCUUCUUUUACAAACGUGGUUCAUUCCGUUCGACAAAACAAGACCAUAAACGAUUGACUCUCGAUCAAUACAAUCGUUUUACGAAAUUCUAUCAAGAUUGGUCAUCGAAAUAUGUGUCUGAUGAUGAGUCUCUCAAUGAUCUGUGGCAAAAAACACAUAGAUUCAGCAAUACUGAACCACAAGAGUUCAAUGUUCAAUCAACUCUAUUCAAUAAUGAGAAAACUCUACUUCAACCGCCCUACCAUCCCUAUCAACAAUAUCGCAUUGUCGACAAUGAGAAAUAA